Molecule: messenger RNA, 744 nt
Organism: Enterobius vermicularis (human pinworm)
Lineage: Eukaryota; Metazoa; Nematoda; Chromadorea; Rhabditida; Oxyuridae
Source: the annotation of a GenBank genome assembly
AUGAACAUUCAGGAACCAUUUUCAACGGCGACUCUCUCACAGGAGAAGCUUUUACAUAUUUGGGGUAGUCGAAAUAUGAACAAAUUUGCACAGAAAAAGGCACAACCAGAUGGUCUUCAGCAGGACUUAAAAGCUAGUAAACUACAAACAACAGUAGGCACAAAACCUAAAGUGGCAACUCCGGCUGUUGUAGCUAAAAUCGAACAGUAUAAGCGUGAUAAUCCAACAAUUUUUGCUUGGGAAAUUCGAGAACGUUUGGUGAAUGAAGGAGUAUGCGAACAACCACCAAGCGUUAGUUCUAUCAAUCGGAUACUUCGAACAAGGGCAGCAGAACGUGCUGCAGAAGAAUUAUCAUUUCUUCUUUCCGCUCAACAACGGAUGGCAGCAACAUUGCUGCGAAGUGUCCAGUAUCCUAUACUGCCACCACACUUCGGGACACAGACUGGUCGUCUCGCACAAACGUCGCUGGGAUUUCUUCAAAGUCAAUGGCCAAAUGUAUUUUUGGAUCAUACAUCGUUGUUAGCUUCGGCUAGCACUCAGUCAACACCGAUUCAGCCGGCUCGUCAAAAUAGUACACCUCCAGCUAUGUUGUUACCAAUAAAUUCAUCAAAAUCAACAACCGAUUUACAGUCUUCACAGUAUUUGUUAGCAGAUGAUGAGCUGUUAUCUACGCCACCGUCUAGUGCUAAUUCAAAACGAAAUUCACGAAGCAGUUUUACUAUUGGUAUAAUUUCUCUAUACUAG